GAGAAGUAAAGCCAAAGCCCUCUUUCCUGUUUGCCUUGCCUUAUCCGAGCAGAGCAAGGAGGAAACCGAGGCUGUGCAAUGGCGAGCGCUGUCCUCUCUUCCAUCCUAUCAAAAACCAGCCAAGUACUGGGCUUUGCUCAAAGAUCGGCAGUCUCGCCGUCUUCAUCAUCCGAUCCACGCAGCAGUGUCCUGAAAGAUCUGAAGAAGCUGGAGAAAACAUUGAAGAGGAUCCAGGCAGUGCUCCAUGACGCGGAGGAGAGGGAGAUACGAGACGAAUCCGUCAAGCUCUGGCUGAAGGAGCUUAAAGAAGUGGCUUAUGAUGCAGACGACGUGCUGGACGAGUACCAGUACGAGGUACUGCGAGCCCAAGUGGAAGGCCGAGCUUCCCGCAAGAGGAAGCAAGUGGAAGGAGACGAUGAGGAAGAGGUUUCAAUUUCGGAUGGCAUGGGGGAUAGAAUCAAGGAGAUCGGAGAGAGGUUCAAUGAGAUCUCGCAGGAUCGGGAACGCCUCCGUUUAAGAGAGGAAGAUGGAGAGCGACGGGUCCUCGAAGCUCCGUACCCAGCACCAACCAGCCACAUGGUGGACGAGUCGAGUAUUUAUGGAAGGGAACGCGACAAGCACGAGGUAAUUGAUUUGCUGUUUUCCGAGGGUGUGGAAAAUGGUGUCUCCGUCAUUCCGAUUGUCGGCAAGGGAGGACUGGGAAAAACUACCAUUGCCCAGCUGGUCUACAACGACCCCAAGGUAAAGCAAUAUUUCCAUCUAACCGGAUGGGUUUGUGUAUCCGAUGAUUUCGAUGUUCCAAGGCUAACAAAGGCCAUCCUUGAGUCUCUUACUCAAAGUUCAUGUGAUCUUACACAACUAAGCACACUUCAAGAUUCUCUCAGGGAAGCGGUGAAGCAGAGAGUGUUGCUCGUGCUAGACGAUGUCUGGAAUGAGCAACAAAGCCGUUGGGAGUCCUUAAGAAAACCUUUUGUCGGCGCAGAAAUAGUAAGAAUUAUCGUGACCUGUAGGAAUAAUUCGGUCGCCGAGAUCAUGCAGACAGUGUGUCGUUAUCAUCCUCUCUGCUUGUCUCCAGAGCAGUCUUGGGCAUUAUUCAGGCAUUUUGCAUUCGGUGGUCGGGACACUGAAGAACAACCAUGCUUGGCGGAUAUGGGUAAGCAGAUUGUCACAAAGUGUUCCGGUUUACCAUUGGCUGUGAAGUCAAUAGGAAGCCUUCUAAGAUACACGGCAGAUGAAGAUAGCUGGAUGGAUGUCAUACAAAGUGAUAUAUGGGAAAUCGACGAGAAUAAUGAGAUUUUGCCAGCUCUUAGAUUAAGCUAUAGCCGCAUGCCACCACAUCUAAAACCUUGUUUCGUUUAUUGUUCCAUGUUUCCGAAGGAUUAUGAGUUUGACAAAGAUGAAUUAGUCCGAUUGUGGAUGGCGCAAGAUUACAUCCAAACAUCCAGAGGCAGAAGAAGAAUGGAAGACAUUGGCAAUGAAUACUUCAAUGACUUGCAAAGAAGAUCAUUCUUUGAUUCCUAUCAUUCUAAGUUUUUUAAGAUGCAUGAUAUGAUACAUGAUCUGGCGAAAUCUAUUGCAAAAAAUGAGUGCUGGGCAAUUGUGGAUAAUAAGCUACCCAGUCUCCCCGAUGAAGUUCGCCAUUUAUACGUGAAAGAUGUAAAGGAAUUUAUGAAAUCAUUGCGCUUGUAUAAAUUUAGCGCCUUACGGACCUUGUUAUUACAGCAUCGGCAUAGAGAUCGAAUAGUAAUCCCAGAAAUAGUCAAGAACCUGCCACUACUAAGAUGUUUACGGAUUCUACAGUUUUUUUGGGAAAGAAAAGAUGAGAUACCAAAUUUAUUCGGAAACCUAAAGCACCUACGCCACUUACACAUCAGAUCUGAAUAUAUUGAGAAGGUCCCUGAUUCAGUAUGCCUCCUUUAUCACUUACAGAUAUUGGUACUUGAUUGCCCAUAUCUUGCAGAGUUACCAGAUGGCCUAGGCAACCUUACCAACCUACGAUACUUACAUAUCCCUAAAUCAAUAUGCCUCCACCACCUACAAAUUGGGAACAGGGUAAUUCUUUGCCUACCAGCUGGGAUCGAAAAACUAACAAAUCUUCAGAGCUUGCUUGGAUGUUAUAAAGUUCAAGAUGGGAUAGGAGUGCUGAAGGACUUGGCGAACCUCCAAACUCUCAUCAUCUCAGGGCUCAGGAAUGUGGUCAACAUAGAGGAUGCCAGGGAUGUUGGUCUUAAACAUAAGCAUGAACUUGAGCAGUUGUUUCUGCAUUGGAAUGCGGGCGACUGCAAAAAUGACGAGCAUCGUGAGGGAUUACUACAUCUAGAAGCUUUUUCAGAGAAAAAUAAGGAUGUCCCAGCGGAUGAAAAAAGGGAGGAAGCCAUGCUCGAGUAUCUCCAACCACAUGCCAACCUCAAAAAGUUGGCUAUAAAAGGGUAUGGUGGUUCCAAGUUUCCAAAAUGGGUGGGAGAUCCUUUCUCCUUUGCAUCACUUCAAGAAAUCGUUAUAAUCGAUUGUGAAAAAAUAAGCUCCCUUCCUCUUUACAUUCGUGACUCUCUUGGCAAGUUAAACAAACCCAUAUCAGAAUCCAUGCUUGAGAGGGUGUACAUUUCUGGUUGCCGGCAACUCACGUCCAUGGUAGGGCUCCAUCAUCUUGACUCGCUUAAAGAUCUGAUGAUAUACAAUUGUCCUCGACUUCGGCUCUUAUCAGAGGAAGGACUGCCAUCCAAUCUUCAAGAUCUGCAUAUUGAGGAGUGCCAGCAAUUGACAUCAUUGCCGGGGAUGCAACACCUUAGUUGUCUCAAACAAUUAACUAUAGAAAAUUGUUCUCAACUUCAGCUCUUAUCAAAGGAAGGACUCCCAUCCAAUCUUCAAGAUCUGCAUAUUGAGGAGUGCCAGCAAUUGACAUCACUGCCGGGGAUGCAAUACCUUGCUUCUCUUGAAAAAUUAACUAUAAAAAAUUGUUCUCAACUCCAGCUCUUAUCAGAGGAAGGACUGCCAUCCAAGCUUCAAUCUUUGGAUAUUGAGGAGUGCCAACAGUUGACAUCACUGCCAGAGAUGCAAAACCUUACUUCUCUUGAAGAAUUAAGUAUACAAAAUUGUCCUCAACUACAGCUCUUAUCAGAGGAAGGACUGCCAUCCAAUGUUCGAUAUUUGUAUAUCGAGGAGUGCCAGCAGUUGACAUCACUGCCGGAGAUGCAAAACCUUACUUCUUUCGAAAAAUUAACUAUAAGAAAUUGUCCUCAACUCCGGCUCUUAUUAGAGAAAGGACUGCCAUCCAAUGUUCGAUAUUUGCGUAUUAAGGAGUGCCAGCAGUUGACAUUGCUACCAGGGAUGCAAUACCUUACUUCUCUCGAAGAGUUAACUAUAAAAAAUUGUCCUCAACUCCAGCUCUUAUCAGAGGAAGGACUGCCAUCCAAGCUUCAAUCUUUAUAUAUUGAGGAGUGCCAACAGUUGACAACAUUGCCAGGGAUGCAAAACCUUACUUCUCUCGAAGAAUUAACUAUACAAAAUUGUCCUCAACUCCAGCUCUUAUCAGAGAAAAGGUUGCCAUCCAAUGUUCGAUAUUUGCAUAUGAGGAGUGCCAGCAGUUGA
Molecule: messenger RNA, 3588 nt
Organism: Phoenix dactylifera (date palm)
Lineage: Eukaryota; Viridiplantae; Streptophyta; Magnoliopsida; Arecales; Arecaceae
Source: RefSeq, a predicted model, not a curated record